GACUCUGCAAACCAGAAAACAAUUCAGCACAAAGGCAGCUGGAGUCACGUUGGCAUGUUGUGACAGAAUCACACAAUUGCAUGGGACUCAUCGCAUUCUGAAAAUGCCCAGAUAGUGAACAGAAGAGGUAAAUGGAAUCAGAAAUCAGAGCUGACACGGCCCAAGAGAGACCUGAAACUCGGAUUCCUUCACCUAUGGGGAAGUUCUCUGCUGUGGCAGGGGAGAGAGGCCACCGACAAAAAGCGCCCUCACGGCUUCUGAGAAACACCCUUGCUUUGCUCUUCCUUGGCUUCUUUGGGGUCCUGGAGACCACAACAAUAUCGUGCAGAAAUGAAGAUGGUGAAGCUGUGGAUUGGUUUGCCUUUUAUAAGUUACCUAAAGGGCAAGACAAGAAAAGUAAAGAAACUGGGUUAGAGUACCUUUAUCUAGAUUCUACAACCAGAAGUUGGAGGAAGAGUAAGCAACUAAUCAAUACUUCCAGCAGUGUUUUGGGAAGGACAUUACAACAGCUGCAUGAAGCACAUGCCUCCAAGAAUAACAAUACUGCCUAUCUAAUAUACAAUGAUGGAGUCCCUAAAUCUGUGAAUUACAGUACAAAAUAUGGACACACCAAAGGUUUUCUGCUGUGGAACAGAGUACAGGGGUUCUGGCUGAUUCAUUCUAUUCCCGGGUUUCCUCCAAUUCCUGAAGAAGGCUAUGAUUAUCCACCCACAGGGAGACGAAAUGGACAAACUGGCAUCUGCGUAACUUUCAAGUACAAUCAGUAUGAAAAAAUAGAUUCACAGCUCUUAGUCUGCAACCCAAGUAUUUAUAGCUGUUCCAUCCCAGCCACCUUCCACCAGGAGCUCGUCCACAUGCCCCAGCUGUGUGCCAGGUCUCACCCACCAACCUUCCCUGGCCGGAGCCUUGUGACACUUUGGUCAGCCAGGGGACAAAAAUUUCUCCAUUUUGCAAAGCCUACCUCUUAUCGUGACGACAUCUUUGCAGCCUGGAUGGCUCAGUGGUUGAAGACACACUUGUUAACAGAAACCUGGCAGCGGAAGAGACAAGAGCUUCCUUCAAACUGCUCCCUUCCUUACCAUGUCUACAAUGUCAAAGCAAUUAAGGUAUCAGGACAAUCUUAUUUCAGGUCUUCUCAGGAUCAUGCCAAAUGGUGUGUUUCCAAAAAGGGCGCCAAAAAUCGCUGGACAUGUAUUGGAGACCUAAAUCGGAGUCCAUACCAAGGCUUCAGAAGUGGAGGGUUCAUCUGUACCCAGAAUCAGCAUAUUUACCAAGCAUUUCAAGGGUUAGUUUUGUAUUAUGAGAACUGUGACUAAAGUCAUUGAAAGGACAUACAUACUGUCCUUUUGAACACCGAUAAUGGUCUUCUUCCAUUAGAUCUGUUCUCUAUAUAUUAAAAAAAUGUGACUGCCUAUAGUCCACAUAUCAGAUAAAGCACUUUUCUCCCAUGUUUACAAUUUCAUCUUUCAACUUUUGCAAUUUGUCUACUUUGCAUUUAUAGGUCAUGUACACUGACUAUUACAUAUAACUAAAAUGAGAAUCGAAGGAAUAAAAGGACAAAUAUUUGUUCCAAAUUAGUCAACUCUCAGUUAUUCAUAGAUUGACUGACCAUCUUGUAGAUUCAAUUUCAUCUCCUUCAUAAAGACUUUCCUUACUCUUCUCCCCACAUAAUAUUUUUAAAGAAAAAACAGUUCU
Molecule: messenger RNA, 1695 nt
Organism: Talpa occidentalis (Iberian mole)
Lineage: Eukaryota; Metazoa; Chordata; Mammalia; Eulipotyphla; Talpidae
Gene: DNASE2B
Product: deoxyribonuclease 2 beta
Exons: 6
Coding region: 132-1316 (394 amino acids)
Biological process (GO): apoptotic DNA fragmentation
Molecular function (GO): deoxyribonuclease II activity
Source: RefSeq, a predicted model, not a curated record